This is a messenger RNA of Pyrus x bretschneideri (Chinese white pear), 1304 nucleotides long. RefSeq lists its product as uncharacterized. Bases 343 to 1056 code for a protein of 237 amino acids. The transcript is spliced from 3 exons. The record is from RefSeq and is a predicted model, not a curated record. Lineage: Eukaryota; Viridiplantae; Streptophyta; Magnoliopsida; Rosales; Rosaceae.
CUGGGUUUAUUCCGAGUACCCAUCCGAAUUCAUAUAUAUCUCGCUUGAGAACCUCCCAAAAGCUGGGUCACCCGUCAGGCCCACACUGAAUUGUGUUGCUCGGAGCCGUCAGAUCGGUAGACUCAAAACGAUCUAACGGCUAUUAUUCCAUUCUGUAAACGCAUGUACUGGAAAAUUGGUGCUGUUGCUCGAGAACGCCCAGAAGAGUUAUCCAUCUGUUAUCACACAAAAACGAGCCAUAGCAAAGGUUGCUCGAGAACGCCCAGAAGAGUUAUCCAUCUGUUAUCACACAAAAACGAGCCAUAGCAAAGGUUUCUCGGUCUCUCUCACUCGCAGAGAGCCAUGAUCCGCCGGACUUUCAGAUCCGCUCCCGUGAUCGGCCGCGUUCAGGAAUGCGUUGCCAUGUUCCGCCGCGCAAUCGGCGGAGAAGCAGAAGCCCACGCGAAAGCCAAGUCAGAAUGGGCGCAGGGGCAGAAUAGAGGAACUCGUAAUCAUCACAAGGCAAUAGAACCAAAAACUCAUGGAGAUGUAACCAAAAAACCAGAGAGUCGUGGUGAAGUGAUUCGUAUGGGACGUGCCAGUCUUGUGGAUGAUCCUGUUUGCGGUGCGGCCCAAGGAAAGAAGGACUUCGAAGCAGAAUUAGCAGCGGAAAAACUUGAAUGUGGUCCUUGUGGAAUUUGCGGAAAGGAGAAAGACCACUGGCUUGAUGAUUGCCCUUACAAAGAACGUAUCCCAAACCCUCUGGAGGUAACUGUUCUUGAUGGUAGGUAUGGAAUGGUUUGCAAGUGUUGUGGUCGGCCUGGUGGGCAUCCUGGUCGCCGAGGCUGGACUUGUGAUGCUAUUCUCAAGUUUUGUAGCCAUUGUUUGGUAUGGGGUGAGCACUGGACUGCAGAUUGCCCGCGCAUUGGGCCUGAUGAAGUUGCGAAAUGGAGAAAAGACAUUAAAGAGGAUGAAUGUUAUUGUUUGAUACAGGAACCCGAGAAAGAAUUUCUGGACUUAGAACCAUAUUUUAGGGCCGUGCAAAGGAAGGAUGAGGAAAAUGAAUAUGAUGCUUGAGGAAAGGAAUGAGGGACAUGGAGCCUGGGGAACUUGAGGAAUCAUAAACCGACGCUGCCGCUGCUAUAGAAAUUUGGAGGGCGCGACGCUUUCCUUUUUCAGGCUUUUAAUUAUUAUGACUUAAAAAUUGAUUUAGUUAUCCAAAUGUUAUCAUACAAAAAGCAAAUGGCAGUCCAAUAAGUCAAAAUGUGCAACAAAAUUAUAUAUUCGCCAAACAAGUAAUGAUUAACCGCGUGAUUUAGGAUAUA